AUGCCGCAGGAUUCUCUGGACAACCAGAUGGCCAACAAGCAGGGCAAGGGAAUCGAGGAUGAAGACGAACCUGCAACCCAAGCAUUGGACGAAGACGACGUUGUGAUUAUGCGCACCUAUGGUGUUGGCCCCUAUGUGGAGCCCAUCAAAGUCGCCGAGAAGGAGGCCAAAGAGUACAUCAGUAAGAUCAACAAGCUCAUAGGUGUCAAGGAGUCGGAUACCGGGCUGGCACCACCCAGCCAGUGGGACCUGGAGGGCGACAAGCAGAUGAUGAAGCAGGAGCAGGCCCUGCAGGUGGCGCGGGUCACAAAGAUUAUCGACCCAGGAACGGAUGAUACCAAGUAUGUCAUCAAAAUUCGCGAAUUUGCCAAGUUUGUGGUUGGCUUGGGAGAGAAGGUCUCCGCCACUGAUAUUGAAGAGGGCAUGCGUGUGGGCGUUGACACCUCCCAUGGUGGCAAGUAUCGAAUUCAGAUUCCACUUCCACCGAAGAUUGAUCCCAGCGUCACGAUGAUGACCGUCGAGGAGAAACCCGAUGUGACCUACAACGACGUCGGUGGUGCUAAAGAGCAGCUGGAGCGCUUGAGGGAGGCGAGAGAGCGGAGCGGAGCGCGGCCAGCCGGCCACCAGCAACCGGGGAAGAAGACUACAGAUGGAGGGCGUAGUGAGCUCCCUGGAAUGAGAAAGGAUAUGUUCGACCAGAUCAAGGAUUCCAAGAACAAAGGCCCAGGUGGACAAACCGCGAAGCGGGCUGACUGCCCCAAGAGCGACAAGCUCUCACCCUUCAGAGCCUUUUGCAUCGUCAAGGGCGAGAUCUAUGUCAAGAUCAAUGACACCGAAGAGAAAUGCAGAAGAGUCAUCAGCAUAGGCGGCGCCAACGCCUCGGCGCUCUUCGACGCCUCGCGCACCUGUGGCGCCGUGGGCGAAUGGAAGCGACGGGUGGCCGAAGAGCUCAGCGCCGUGUACUUCGUCGGCGGUUGGGAGGAAUGGCCCAAAAGUGAGGGCGAACCGGUGGAGUUGGAGUUCGAAGAUGGCAACCUCUCAGUUCCCAUCACGCCUGAGAACUACGAGGUCAUCAAGGAAUGCUGGGCUCGAGGCUGCGGCUGUGAACAGGCGGCCAACCCCAAGAUGAAGGCAAUCUUGCUCUCGAUGCUGGUGAUUUGCGUUUUCGGCAUUGGCAGAGAUGGCGUGAAGCUCAUGUACGAAAAGUUCUUCGGUGGUUCGAAGAAAGAAAAGGAGAAGGAGAAGAAAGAGAAGAAGGAGAAGAAGGAGAAGAAAGAAAAGAAAGAGAAGAAGAGCAAGAAAGGCGGCGAGGGCGAGGCCUCGGAGGUCGCGGGCGACGAGUCCACUGAGACGAAGAGCGAGGUGCCGGACGAGGGCGAGAAGAGCGGCAAGGAGACCGAUGGGGAGAAGGAGAACGAGAAGGAGGAGGAGGAUGCGAAGGAUGAGUCUGGCACUGCAGCUGAUGACAAGUAG
Durusdinium trenchii is the source of this 1473-nucleotide messenger RNA. NCBI's taxonomy places the organism in Eukaryota, Dinophyceae, Suessiales, Symbiodiniaceae. The record is from the annotation of a GenBank genome assembly.